GUGGUGGAUGAGGAAGAUGAGACCAGUAAUGGACCCACUGACAGGGGAAAAUCCUUCAAAGAAGAAGCUUUGGAUCUGUCGGUAUUACCAAAUGGUUUGGCCACAAAGGGCCAUGUGGCCUUGGAAGCCCUACAACAUACCAAAGUAGCGGUGGCUCAAUUUGCGGCCACGGCAUUGGCCAAUACCCAAUAUUUUGGUGAUACUCCCACUCCCGAUUUGGCAGCCAUCUUGCAGCGGCAACAUUUAAUGCAAUUACAAUUUAUACAACAUUUACAAAGUCAAUUGAAACGUAGGGAUCGUGAGGGGGAAGAUGAAGCGGAAGAUAUUGAAGAUGAGGAGGAAGAAAUGAGGUCGGAAGAGGAGGAACAGAGAAGAAAUUCCUCGGAAGAUCUGUUACCACGUGACAAGUCGCCCACAAAACCCACAAAACAGGAGGAGAAUCUGAACAGCAAGACUGAUCAAGAAGAAUUUAUGAAAAAUUCCAAGGACAUAGACAAAGUGCAAUCACCACCCCAUUAUCAGCCAUUACUGAGCGGCAUAAGCUCGUCAUUGGCUUCAACUAUUAUUACCGAUCAUGAUCCCAUACCCCCGCCAAGUGAAACCAAUUGUUUGGAAAUGUUACAGCGUCGGACGGAAGAGGUUCUCGAUUCUGCUUCGCAAAGUUUACAUGCCUCUCAAAUGCAAGAUGAAUAUGAAUAUCAGCAGAAGGAUGGCCAGGGCAGGGGAGAAAUUUUCAAACAUCGUUGUAAAUAUUGUGGUAAGAUUUUCGGUUCAUUUUCUGCCCUGCAUUUGAGAUCCCACACCGGGGAGAGGCCAUUUGUGUGUAAUGUAUGUGGUAGUAAAUUCACAACAAAAGGAAAUCUGAAGGUGCAUUAUCAAAGGCAUACACAAAUAUACCCGCCCAUUUUAAUGCCACCCGGUGUGGGACCACCUCUAGAAAUGCCUCCCACAGCAAUGAAUUCGCCAGCACCAACAUCAGCGCCGUAUACACAUCCACAUCCCCCUCCUCCGCCACCACCACCUGGGCUCUUAGGAAUGCCAAUUCGUUUGCCACUACCAUUUGAGAAAACACAACCUAAGGAUACAGCGGAACGGGAACGAACAAAAACUCCAGAAGAAACCAAAGAAGAACACGAAGAGGAAUCUAAGGAACAACCUCGAGAUUUAACAUCCUCAAAUUGUAAAUCCACAAUUGAUCAUCCUGAAGAUCUUAGUAAACCGCCCAGUCGGGAAGAAGAGCCAAAACCUAAACCUUUGGUGAGAGUGAAAACACCACAAGCUUUAAUGGAACCCACAGGAAUCGAACAACAGCAACCACUGCCGUUGCCCCAGUUACCACCCCAGCAGUUAACAAACGAUAAACCAGAAAGACCCUUAGCAUCAAUCACACCAAAACGUAACAGCUCUCACAGAAAACGCAACUCCAAUAGUUCCACACCACCACAGGAAUUUCGAAAAAGUUUUCCCGGCAACAGCAUGGACACGGUGGCGGAUGAACAUCAUCUCUCUAAACAUUUUCGACGAUCUUCUUCGUUAAGUCGCAACAGCAGUUUAGAACAUUUAACCGGUGAUUUUGGACAAGUUGAAACCUAUGUAGAUAAAUCAUGGGAAGAUCUAAUCGAAAUAGAUACCACUUCGGAAACCUCGAAGCUACAACAGCUGGUAGAUAACAUAGAAAAUAAACUCACAGAUCCCAAUCAAUGUAUAUUUUGCCAGAAGGUCAUGUCAUGUCGAAGUUCCCUGCAAAUGCACAUUCGUACACACACCGGGGAACGGCCAUUUCGUUGUAAAAUAUGUGGUCGUGCCUUUGCCACCAAAGGAAAUCUCAAGGCCCACAUGAGCAUACACAAAAUUAAGCCGCCAAUGCGGUCACAAUUCAAAUGCCCGGUGUGUCAUCAGAAAUUCUCGAAUGGUAUUAUUUUACAACAACACAUACGCAUCCACACUAUAGACGAUGGUUCGGGCGGAGCACCACAAAUUCCCGGUGCUUCCAGUGAAAUGGCUGCAGCCAUUGCUGAACACAAUCAACGUAUACGUGCCCACAUGGAGGCCGCCAUAUUGGAGGAUCAAAAUUCCAAUAAAUCCCUAGGAAACUCUGAGAAUUUUGAUUUUUCCACAACCUCUGAAUAUUCUGGUCAACGUUCGGAGUCGUCGCAGGGUGAUUUUGAUGAAUACAUGACAAUGGAGAGUACAGACGAUUCACGGGAAAAUACCUCAUCUCUAACGCCAUUGGAUAAACGUCAAUUUGAAGAUGCCGAUGAAAAGAGUGAGGCUGGUGGUGGCGGCGGUAAUGAUACUAUGGAAUCUGGAAUUUCUCAAGCCAUGGAUUUAACAGCACGUAAUGGCCACUCUCAACUACCGCAAAGAGCUUUAGACCAUUUGCCGCAUUUGAUGGGUAUGCCACCGAAUAUUUGGCUAAUGGCUGCCGCACGUGAAGAAAUACAAAAUCUUGGCAAUCAGGGAAAAUUUCCAUUGUUACCAUUUGGACCAUUAGGAUUUAUGGGUUUGCCACCACAAGCUCAUAUUUGCCAAUUGUGCUUUAAAUUGUUUCCAAAUCCAACGGCUUUGGAAACACAUUUUCAAACGGAACAUACCAAAGAGGCUGCAAACCGAAGUACACCACAUUCUUCGGGUAGUGGAGGCGGUGCCUGCAAUGUUGCAUCGAUUGAUAACGAAACAUCAAAUGUUGCCGAUAAUAGUAGUCAUGCGGUUACUGUGGAAGAGAAGAAUGUUAAUGCGGCGACCGCCAUUAUCGCCAACAACAAUAGCAGGAACAGCAAGGAUGAUAACUGUGAUGCAUCUAAAGCCGGGGAAGCGAAUUUAUAUGACAACAAAACUACAAUGAGUCAAAUUCUGUUUCAAAAAUAUCAACAACAAACAUCUGAGCCACAAAGAGAAUGCCAAAAAUCUCCUUUUGAUCACAAGAAUAGAGGUAACAAUGAUUAUGAGGAUGACGAUAAUAGAAGGCAAUCACCCGAUAAAGCCACUGAUUCCGAUGAAAUGGGACAUCAUAUCAAAACCGAACCGCUAGGUGAAGAAUCGGAAGAUGUGUUAAAAACCCGAACAGAUCUAGAUGAUGGAGAUGAAGAUGAUGGUUAUCGAGACGCAGUAUCAUCACCUCCUACAACUCAUUAUCCAUUACAUUCGGCUGGUGCAAUAUCGCCUAUGGCUGGCUUAUUGCCACCUCCACCUGCAUCAUCAUCAUCGGCAUCGGCCGAUGCCUCGGAACAUUCACUGAUGAAAAUGCAAAUGCAAGCUCAUCGUUUUCCCGCAACACCAUUGGAUUUUCAACAGGCCCUAAUGUCGGUGGGGCCACCAACCUCAAGUCUAGAUCCACCGGUGAAUAAUAAACAUUUUUGUCAUAUUUGUCGAAGGAAUUUCAGUUCAAGUUCGGCAUUACAAAUUCAUAUGCGUACCCAUACGGGUGAUAAACCAUUUCAGUGUAAUGUCUGUCAGAAGGCCUUUACAACGAAAGGCAAUUUAAAGGUUCAUAUGGGUACUCACAUGUGGACAAAUCCAACAUCACGUAGAGGAAGACGUAUGUCUUUGGAAUUACCCAUGCAUCGACCGGGUGGUGGUAGCAUGCCACCGGAAUCGGAAUUUUUACCAAGGAGACCGGAUAUAUUUUUCCCAUAUUUGCCACCGUUUUUUAAUGGUCUACCACCAAAGCCCGGUGAAAUGAACUCAACACCACCAUUUCCGCCCCAUAUCAAUCCUCCCCAUUUGUCGAAUGGCACAAGUACUGGACCCCCUAAAUAUCCACCUCCGCCACCUCCUGGUUUACCGCUUGGAUUUCCACCAUUUCUACAACCUCCAUACGGCUUCAAUCCAAUGCUAAAUCAGGCCCAUUUGGAACGUCAAAGCAAUGCAAAAACCCCGCAAAAUCAAGAUGAGGAUGUGACCUCAAUGGAACCAAAGAAUUUACAUCAACAUAACAGCAGCAGUAGUAGUAGUCGGGCAACAUCUCCACAACAGCUGUUGCCCCAACAUCAUCAUCAACAACACCAUUCACAGAGAUCUUCACCACUGGAAAAAGAGGAUACAAUGAUGACAUCAUCCGCAAAUACCCUAUGGAAUCCGUUGAUAAAAAUUAAAACUGAAAACAAUCAAAAUGAUAUUAAUCAUCUGCAGGAUCAUAAUAGUGAGUCAUCUAAUCAGGAUUAG
Musca vetustissima is the source of this 4164-nucleotide messenger RNA. Its product is annotated as sal-like protein 1. The record is from RefSeq and is a predicted model, not a curated record. The transcript has 7 exons. Gene Ontology annotation, cellular component: nucleus. Gene Ontology annotation, biological process: regulation of transcription by RNA polymerase II. The annotation marks the transcript as partial. Gene Ontology annotation, molecular function: RNA polymerase II cis-regulatory region sequence-specific DNA binding; DNA-binding transcription factor activity, RNA polymerase II-specific. NCBI's taxonomy places the organism in Eukaryota, Metazoa, Arthropoda, Insecta, Diptera, Muscidae.